Trematomus bernacchii (emerald rockcod) is the source of this 1060-nucleotide messenger RNA. RefSeq names its product COMM domain containing 4 (gene commd4). NCBI's taxonomy places the organism in Eukaryota, Metazoa, Chordata, Actinopteri, Perciformes, Nototheniidae. Bases 51 to 650 code for a protein of 199 amino acids. The record is from RefSeq and is a predicted model, not a curated record. The transcript has 8 exons.
UACUUCCGGUUCCGUUCUUCUGUCUUCAACAUCAGCUGACUCACACAACCAUGCGGUUCCGUUUCUGUGGAGACUUGGACUGCCCCGACUGGGUUCUUGCCGAAAUCAGCACAUUAGCUAAACUUUCUAGUGUCAAAAUGAAACUCCUGUGUGCUCAAGUGCUGAAGGAUUUGCUCGGGGAGGGCAUUGAUUAUGACAAGGUUACAAAGCUCACUGCAGAUGCAAAGUUUGAGAGUGGAGACGUCAAAGCUACUGUGGCAGUGCUCAGCUUCAUUUUUUCCAGUGCAGCCAAGCAUGAUGUCGACAGUGAGUCUCUGUCCAGUGAGCUGCAGCAGCUUGGUCUGCCUAAAGAGCACACGACGGGGCUCUGCAAAUCAUAUGAAGACAAGCACUCUGCACUGCAAGGCAAACUAAGAGAGACCAGUCUAAGAUUGGGCAGACUGGAGUCCGUUUCAUGGCGUAUCGACUAUACUCUGAGCUCCAGUGAACUGAGGGAAGUGAAUGAACCUCUGAUUCAGCUUAAACUGCAGUCACAAGGAGCGGAGUCAGGCUCAACAGAGACUACUGUUGUUUCUGUUUCUGCAGACAAGUUCAGAGUCUUGCUUGCAGAACUCAAACAAGCACAGGUUAGGAUGAAUGCACUACAAUGAAGAUGGGACGGAGAAGUCGGACUUCAAUGUCUGAUCAAGAGCCGGACACAAAUUAUGCUGAUAGUCUGCCAAAAGUGCCAUAUUUACAUGUUGUACAGUAUAAUUCUUUUUAUAUGAUAUAAGUCAUCUCAAAAGUCAUGUGAAUGGCUUUUUUUUUUUUUAUUUCCAUUGACUGUUAUUGAGUCAUUGGAAGAGAGCACAUGGCUAGUCUUAACUCUUAUCAGUUGUGCGGUAUUUUUCUAACACAUCAGGAAAUAUUGGUACACAUGUUUACAGACUGAACAAGAAUACUGAAUGGACCAUUUUUGUAAAAAUUGUAUAUUGAUUCACACAUUUUGAUUUAAAUUAUGUUAAUACGUUGUGUUGUACUUUCUGAUACCCCAUAAAUAACAAAUAAAACGUGAACUACA